Molecule: messenger RNA, 1665 nt
Organism: Rattus norvegicus (Norway rat)
Lineage: Eukaryota; Metazoa; Chordata; Mammalia; Rodentia; Muridae
Gene: Prr15
Product: proline rich 15
Source: RefSeq, a predicted model, not a curated record
GAACGCUAGCUAGCGCUUCGCAGUGCCCCUCCUCCUGCUGCGGGAGGAGAGGCCCCCAGAAGGGUGAUCUGCCUACUUUUGCAUUAUUUGUCGUCUUUUCUUUGCACAAUUCUCACAAGGCCUUUCCGUACACACCAAGUCGAUCACUGUGGAGAAGAAAGUGUUGGGUGGCUGACUGCCUACCACCAUUAAUAAAUGCCUUGGAGUAGGGGGUUGUUUUUCCGAUCUGCAAAAUAGGAGGGAACGAAGCGUUUGCAGACCCCACCGUUGAUGGUGCCUAGGGGUAUGGGCGCCUUUCGUAGGGAAAGAACUUUGAGUUGAUUCUGCUUUUACGUUUUUAAGUCCCAGCCCGAGUGUGUCCUCAGAGCAUCCCGGGGAGGGGAUAGUGCCAGUGGCCGCUGCGCCGCCUCUCCGUAGGCGCAGAGACUUCCUCUAUCAGGCAGUUCCGGGAGAACCUGCACCAACAAACACCACACAAGUUUCCCUCCUGCGCACUGGCGAAUCCCAGGAGCGCCGCGGUGCGUGGGCUGCGAGGUGGCGGAGCUGAAACCUAGAAAUGGGAGGGUGCUCCCUCAACUCCGGUUCAGCAGCCUGCGUGGAAGAAGCCUGGAAGGGCUGGAGUGAACAGUCUGAGACCACGGAAGAGAGAGGGAACGUCCUGGCCCAGGCCCUUCCCCACGCGGGGUGCCCGGGGUCGCCGGGCCUAGGGGCUAUGGCAGACAGUGGCAGCUCCACCAGUAGCUCCAGUCCCUGGUGGAAAUCACUGACCAGGAAGAAAAGCAAGGAAGUCACGGUGGGGGUGCAGCCUCAGGUUCGCCCAGAGAUUGGCCAGGAUCCCUCACCGGCUUACUCAGAUCGGACUAGCAGCUCGCAAGAAAACCAGCACUCCAAUGUCCUUGAGGACACGGGAGAGCCCCUCAGAUCAGAUAAGUUGUGUGAGGAGAAAUCAGGCAACAGCCGGCGCAAUUUGAAGAUCUCACGCUCUGGCAGAUUUAAGGAGAGGAGGAAAAUGCGUGCCACACUGCUCCCUGAAGGAGACAGGUCCCCCGAGGAGGCUGACUUUCCAGAUGACCCCCAGGAGAACAAGCAGUAGCCUGAGCAAGCUUCCAGGAUUCUCUCUCUCUGCAGAGAAACACUUUACCCCUAGACCUAGUACUUGGUGCCUCACCCAAGUUCAGAAUAUGCAGUUGACCCAAGGCCUUGGAGAUUGAAUAUUUUCUAGAAAGUGAAGUGUCAGCUGAGUCCUCAAUGUUCCAGGACUCAGAGACGGAGUAAGUAUUUUUUGUGUGUGUGAGAAGGAUAGUUGUUUACUGUUGAGGAAGUCGGCUUUUACAAAAGUUAUUCUGAGGUGUUGCUGUCGUUUCUGUCACCUGUGGGAGUGACGAGGCUGGAUGGGUAGUUCAGAGGCAGUCAGUAGGUGACCCCUCCUCUCCAGCUUCUCAAAGGAGGAAGCCAUGCUCUUACUGAGGACUCUGGAGAGCAAAUGGAAGCACUGUUUUUAAUGUCUGAGAAAUGCACUUUAGGGUACUACCCUAGACUUAUUCCUACAUGAAGGGACGAGAGGACCCUCCCAGGUAGAAGCAUUGAGAAGUAAUAUUGCUUUAAGUGAGGACUCCCGAGCUGUAUACCUGUUUAGUGUGCACUAUUAAAAUUGUUGAACUGUAA